UAGUUCCAGAGCGUGGGACGGGAGAGGUCGCGCGAGAGAGACUCGCGCACCUACUGAGUAACUAGGGAUUUUCUGCGCACGCGACAUCGUCCCUGUCCGGCCCCCCGCAUUUUCUCCUCACCACACACUCCGUCCCUGCCGGAGUUUCCAACUCGCGACCUAGCGCUCGCUCUCUCCGCCCCCUGCCAAAGGGGCUUUCUUCUACCUCGCCCAGACAGGCGAAGCCCGUCCGCCCGCCCGCCCGCGCGUCCUUCGGAAGAGCCACCGCCCGAGAGGGAGACGGAGACCCCGCAGAGGCCGCCGCAGCCAUGCCCAAGAAUAAAGGUAAGGGAGGUAAAAAUCGGCGCAGAGGAAAGAACGAAAAUGAAUCUGAAAAAAGAGAGUUGGUCUUCAAGGAAGACGGACAGGAAUAUGCCCAGGUGAUCAAAAUGUUGGGAAAUGGACGAUUAGAAGCAAUGUGUUUUGAUGGUGUGAAGAGGUUAUGUCACAUCAGAGGGAAAUUAAGAAAAAAGGUUUGGAUAAAUACAUCGGACAUUAUAUUGGUUGGUCUCCGAGACUACCAGGAUAACAAAGCCGAUGUUAUACUAAAAUACAAUGCAGAUGAAGCAAGAAGUUUAAAGGCAUAUGGGGAACUUCCAGAGCAUGCCAAAAUCAAUGAAACAGACACAUUUGGUCCAGGAGAUGAUGAUGAAAUCCAGUUUGAUGAUAUCGGGGAUGAUGAUGAAGACAUUGAUGAUAUCUAAAUCGAACUCAACAUUUACAUUCCGAUUUUUCUGAGGAUUGUUCAACUUUGAUAAUUUCAUUUGGAUUUUUGGCCAAGUCCCAUCCUGUUAAGAAGAAUGAAAGUUCAUUAGCAUGAGUGCAGCUUGUUAAACCAGACUGAUUUAUUUUCGAUGUUUGUUUUAAAAUAUUUAUAUUUCUUUAAAAACUGAUAAUGCUGAAUUACCUUAAGCGAAAUGUUAAGCCCAUUUUGUCUCUUUGGUGAAUUAGAUCUUCAAUGUUUGGGUAAAGAACCAUAACACAUCCAUUUGGUUUUUUGGUUUUGGGGGGUUUCUUUUUUUCUUUUCUUUUUUUUUUUUUCUUUUUCUUUCUUUUUUUCUUUUUUAUUUUGGUUGUUUUUUUUUUUUAAAUGCAUUACUGCCUUUCCUAUUUUGACCACCUCACUUCCAGUAAAUUGAUGUUUUGAAUAAAUUGUUUGCCCUAUGAUUAUCAUGGAUUAUAAUUAAAUCCCUAGUUUGAAUUUGUCUUUUCACUGUACAGAGUCUUUCUGUAUGUUCCAGUUUGCCUAUAACUUCGAGUUUUUGAUAAAAUUUAAGGGAGGCAGAAAUCUGCAUUUAAAGUCAUAAUGCAUGUGUCUUUUUUCAUAUUUUAAUAGCUUAUGGCUAUUUUUAUACUGAUUUUGAUAUUACAAACAUUUCCUCAGUAAUCUCAUCUGUUGCCACCAUAAAAAAGUCAAAUCUAAAAAGAGCAUUUCAAAAAUGCAGGUGUUUAAAAAAAAAAAAAAAACUUUUGAAUUUGUAAGAUUAGUAGUUGCAGAAAUUGAACACUGGGUGGCACCCAAUUACCUUAAAACAUCAGAUAUAGUUAUAUAUUAUUUGCAGAAUUUUUUUGUAUUAAACAUGCCAAGAAAGUUUCCCAAACAAUAAAAAUAAAUGAAUAAUUAUCUUUUGAAGGUAAACAUGUAGAAUGUUUUUAGUUCAAAGGGUUAUGUCUUAAUUGUCAUUUUAUCUUAACCUUCAAAAGUUAUGUACCUUGCAAGAAAAUUUUGGAUAGUUUAUGUACAUUUAAAUUACGGUGUAUAAAUGAAAAUUUGAUGUCAACGUCUGAAAAUUAAGUUUUUGUCCAAAAUUAACCUGAAGGGGUGGAAAAACCAAUGGGAAAGAUAGUCUCCAGUUUCUGAAUGGAAAAACUACUCCUAAACAAGUCUAAUAAAGACUAAAUUAUUAUAUGGAGAUUAACAUAUUUUAGCCUUACUUUGUGUUUUAGGAUGUGUUUUGUUACAUACAUAUUUUUGUACCUUAGUGGAUUUUAUUUUAUUUUUUGGUCUGCACCUGUGAUUCAAUUGGUGUAUGAAACUUCCUCUACCAUUACAGAUGGGCAGCUGUUACAUAGUUUACAAUCUUGGAAAAUUGUCUGGGACACUAAGAAGUUAAGUAACUUGACCUGUUAGAGGCAGAAUUUGAACUCAAGUUUACCUAAUGUCAAGACUGGCACUCUACUAUAUCACUCUGCCUCUAGCUUAACUUUAUUUUAUUUGAUCUUUAUUUCCCUCCAACAUGAUUUUUUUUAGAUUGUCAGUAAUGAUAAAAAAAAAAUCAUAUUUGUACAGUAUUUUAUGAUUUACAAAGUGUUUUCCUCACUACAAUUCUGUGAGGUAAGUAGUGCAGCUAUUAUCCCUACUUUGUAAAUGAGCUAUCUAAGGCUCAAGAGUUUGCAAUUUUGCCAUGGUCAUAAAGUUAAGUGUUAGAGCCAGGAUUUGAACUGGGGGUCUCUAUUCUACAUCCAGUGUUCUUUCCACACCAUGCUGCCUCUGAACUAAUAGUUAUGAAGUCGUGUCAAGGGCUGGACUAUAUAAGGAUACAAUAAGCCACAUUCUUAUCCUAUGCAAUACUGAGGAAGAAAAUCGAACUUGUAGUUUGGUCCCCUGUGAAUCUUAUAAAUGAGGAAAAAUACAAUGAAAAUAAAGGGAAAGCUUUAUCCUUUAAAAAAAACAAACAAUUGUCCUUUGCUAAUAUGAAACCUUGGUAUAAUAUGUGAGGCAAAGAGUAAAACCUUUUGUAUCUAGGGAAAGGAGAGCAUAGAAACAACUCAGUUUUUCUUUAACAUAUAAGUAUCACUAGUCAAUAGGUAAGUGACCCGAGAUAGGUAAUUGAUUGGACAUAUGGAAAAAGGACUUUGGUUUUCCUUACUAAUACUUGUAGGAAAUGGUGCUAAAGGCUCUUUUUGUAUUGAUCAUUUACUUGUGUGAUAAGGAUUCUCUCAAGGUAGCUAUACUGCCUAUGGAGAAUUUUAUCCAAAUCACUUAGAUGAGUUGCUAGAAGGCAUAACGUUAAUGCCUUACUAACAGUAUAUAUCUAUAGAUAUAGAUACAAAUAGAUAUGUCCUCCUGAUAGGGAAAGUAUAAAUAUUAGGUUUGUUUAUUAUGGUCCAAAUUAAACAUUUACCUUAGAACGCCACACCUUGAUGUGAAUGACAUGAUGCCUAUGAAUUACAUCGGGUAUUUUAAAAUUCUCCGCAUUUUACAUUUCACACAUCAGUGCAUUUUCUGCAAAUUCCUAUAAGGAAGACUUAUUCUACCAAAAAAAAAAAAAAAAAAAAGUCUUAAUAGAC
Messenger RNA from Sarcophilus harrisii (Tasmanian devil), 3330 nucleotides. It is a transcript of the gene EIF1AX, whose product is annotated as eukaryotic translation initiation factor 1A X-linked. Gene Ontology annotation, cellular component: cytoplasm. Bases 309 to 743 code for a protein of 144 amino acids. Gene Ontology annotation, biological process: translational initiation. Lineage: Eukaryota; Metazoa; Chordata; Mammalia; Dasyuromorphia; Dasyuridae. The transcript is spliced from 7 exons. Gene Ontology annotation, molecular function: translation initiation factor activity; RNA binding. The record is from RefSeq and is a predicted model, not a curated record.